Molecule: messenger RNA, 1636 nt
Organism: Eruca vesicaria subsp. sativa (arugula)
Lineage: Eukaryota; Viridiplantae; Streptophyta; Magnoliopsida; Brassicales; Brassicaceae
Source: the annotation of a GenBank genome assembly
AAAAAAAUAAAGGAGAGUUGUUGAUAUUGGCUUUCAAGUCGGAGGGGCUAUAAACUCUCACCAAACAAACACAAGAAAAGAUCCCAAAAUCUGAAAUCGAUCAAGAUUCGCGGGGACGCAAUAAUCUCGUCCGAUUGGAAGAUGAAGCAAAUGUCGCAUCUGGAUGAUGAUGAUGUUCCUUCCACUCCUGGCAAGUUCAAGAUUGAUAAAUCUCCCUACUUUCACCGAAGCACCCGUUCCCUCCCCAAGCUCGCCUUCUGGUCUCUCCUCUUCCUCGGUUUCAUCUUCAUCUUCUUCUACCGCUCUCCCUCCUCCCCCUCUCCCGUCUCCUCCGAUCCAUCUCGCCGCUCCCUCCGCACCUACUCCUGGGGAGGCCCCGCCUGGGAGAAACGUGUCAGAUCCUCCGCCCGUGUCCGUACCCGCCGCGGUGUCUCCGUUCUCGUCACCGGAGCCGCCGGUUUCGUGGGCACCCAUGUCUCCUCUGCCCUCAAAAGACGUGGAGACGGAGUUCUGGGCCUCGACAACUUCAACGAUUACUACGAUCCCUCCCUCAAGAGAGCCAGGCAAGCCCUUCUCGAGCGGAGCGGCAUCUUCGUGGUGGAAGGAGACAUCAACGACGCGGCGCUCCUCAGGAAGCUCUUCGAGGUCGUCCCUUUCACUCACGUUAUGCAUUUGGCCGCUCAAGCCGGCGUCAGGUACGCCAUGGAGAACCCCAGCUCCUACGUUCACAGUAACAUCGCUGGCUUCGUCAACCUCCUUGAGGUCUGUAAAUCUGCGAAUCCCCAACCUGCCAUUGUCUGGGCUUCCUCUAGCUCCGUCUACGGAUUGAACACCAAAGUGCCAUUCUCCGAGAAAGACAGAACCGACCAACCGGCUAGUCUCUAUGCUGCUACUAAGAAAGCCGGUGAAGAGAUUGCUCACACUUACAACCACAUCUAUGGCCUCUCUCUCACCGGUUUGCGGUUUUUCACGGUUUACGGUCCUUGGGGAAGACCAGACAUGGCCUACUUCUUCUUCACCAAAGACAUUCUCAGAGGCAAAGCCAUUUCUGUCUUUGAAGGCGCCAACCACGGGACUGUGGCUAGGGACUUUACCUACAUCGAUGACAUUGUCAAGGGCUGUUUGGGGGCUCUGGACACUGCCGAGAAGAGCACAGGGAGUGGUGGUAAGAAGCGUGGUGCUGCUCAGUUACGGGUUUUCAAUCUGGGCAACACCUCCCCUGUUCCAGUGACUCAUCUUGUCAGUAUACUGGAGAGAUUGUUGAAAGUCAAGGCAAAGAGGAACAUUAUGAAGCUGCCCAGGAACGGUGAUGUGCAGUUUACUCAUGCUAACAUCAGUUCAGCGCAGAGAGAGCUCGGUUACAAACCCACCACUGAUCUUCAGACGGGUCUCAAGAAGUUUGCAAGAUGGUAUUUGGGUUACUACAAAGGCGGAAAGAAAGCUGCAAGCUAAUUGAUCCCCUGAGUUUGUUGUUGUAGCCCUUUUUUUGUUUUUAUUGUUAUUGGAGAUUCUUCGUGAUUGUUUCACGUUUUUAACACUUGCUGCUUCUUUGGCCAGCCUCACACUCUGUCUUUUCCGUAUAUGUUUCUACGAAACCAUUUAUACCACACUUCAACAAAAACCACAAAUUCAUUCC